Molecule: messenger RNA, 1275 nt
Organism: Coniosporium apollinis CBS 100218
Lineage: Eukaryota; Fungi; Ascomycota; Dothideomycetes
Exons: 2
Coding region: 1-1275 (424 amino acids)
Source: RefSeq, a predicted model, not a curated record
AUGCUGAAUGAGCCCACCUUAGAGGAACGCCCAUCAAGCGCAGACUCAAUUGACGAAGAUGUCAAGCUCUUCCUCCGGGCUCCGCGCCUCUCACGAAAAGUUCGACAUCCUCAGACUGGCCGCAUCAUCUCCUUUUCUGAGGUUGGAGACCCGCAAGGCUUUGCCGUCAUCUGCUGUGUCGGCAUGGGGCUGACAAGAUAUGUGAUGGCGUUCUAUGACGAGCUCGCCGCGUCUCUGAAACUGCGUCUCAUCACACCCGAUAGGCCUGGAGUCGGAGAGAGUGAAAGUGAUCCGUCUGGGACGCCGUUGAGCUGGCCUGACGACAUCCAAAUCAUUUGCAACUCCCUCGGCAUCACCAAGUUCUCUCUACUCGCCCACUCCGCCGGCGCCAUCUACGCCCUCGCAACCGCGCUCCGCAUGCCACAGCAUAUCCGCGGCCGAGUGCACCUCCUCGCGCCCUGGAUACCGCCAAGCCAGAUGUCAUCCAUCGGCCUGCGACCAGACGCACCGCCGGCGGGCCAGCUGCCCAAGUCGCAGCGCUUCCUACGCGCGCUGCCAACCUCCUUCCUCAAAGUCGCAAACUCAGCAUUCAUGAGCGGGACCAGCGCCGGCAUCUCCCGCAGCAAUAGCUCCACCGCAGUCCUCGCCGGCCAGCCAGCCAACAAGCGCCGCAGAAGCCUCAUGCUCGGGCGUGGGCUCUUCGAAUCUGCGUCUGCGCCUUCGUUCAGCAGUGCUACUUCCACCACCACCACCACUCAGAAACCCGCCGCUGAAGCCUCAAACCGUGAUUCCAUGCUCCAAAUGGACCGCGAGAUUCCAACUGGCUCCAGCCUCCCCAACCAACCCUCCUCCGGCACCACCACCACCACCAUCCUUUCCGAUAGCGAGCUAGCCGCCCGCCGCCGCCUCUACGACGCCCGCCUCACCCUCUCAAUCUGGGCCCUCGCCACGCACUCGGCAAACCCGGCGCACGACCUCGUCGUGUGCCUCGAGCGACACCGGCCGAUCGGGUUCCGGUACGUGGACAUCACGCGCGCGGUGGUGGUGCACCACGGAAGCCGAGACACGCGCGUGCCGCUCGAGAACGUCAAGUGGCUGGGCAGGACGAUGCCGAGGUGUGAGGUCAGGGUGCUGGAGGGCGAGGGCCAUGGGCUUAUGGCUAGUGCGGCCGUUAUGGGACGGGUGCUUGAGGAGGUGGGGAGGGAGUGGGGGGAGUGGAUGGAGGUUGUUGAGGGGAGGGGGAGGAGGGCUGGGUCGGAGGCGGUGAGGGAGUAG